AUGAUGGAGCGCAGAAUAGUCUUUGGCGCUCGCUUCGGAGCAGCAGUAGCUGCUAAAUCCCAACAACAACUCCUGUCAUCCAGGAUUGUAGGGCGUCGGUGCUUGCCAUUUGCUAUUCACAGAUGCUAUGCUACAUCGAAUACUCUGGCGGGAACACCAAAACCAUCGUCCAGAAAGCAAGUGACGAUCGGUAAUGAUGAUGGUAGAGUUCCAUGGGGCCAGUUGUCAGCUGGGGAAAAGGCCGCACGCACAACCCAACAAGCGUUCAACUUUGGAGUGAUUCUUGCUGGAGCAGUCGGCCUUGCUGCUGUUAGCUACUAUCUCUACAUCGACGUCUUCUCCUCCGACAGCAAAACCAGACACUUCAAUCGUGCGGUUGACAGGAUCAGAGUAGACCCUCGUGCACUCAAUCUGCUUGGGUCUGGCCAAACAAUCAGAGCAUUUGGAGAACCGACAGCAAGCAAAUGGUCGAGGAACAGGCCCAUUGCCUCGAAUACAUAUACAGACAGAACUGGCAUCGAGCACUUUCAGAUGCACUUCAAUGUCGUAGGCUCAGAGCGGUCUGGAAUUGUGAAUCUACAUUUGGUGAAAGGCCCAGGCUCAGACUGGGACUAUCGGGUUUUUGCACUCGAUGUGCCAGGUCAGCCCAGGCUCUAUCUUGAAGGCGGUGAUGCUACUGCGGAACAGAAGAAGCCGGGCUUUAAGAUGCUAGGAGUCCAGUGGAGAUGA
This is a messenger RNA of Letharia columbiana, 729 nucleotides long. RefSeq lists its product as uncharacterized. The transcript has 5 exons. Bases 1 to 729 code for a protein of 242 amino acids. The record is from RefSeq and is a predicted model, not a curated record. Gene Ontology annotation, biological process: protein import into mitochondrial matrix. NCBI's taxonomy places the organism in Eukaryota, Fungi, Ascomycota, Lecanoromycetes, Lecanorales, Parmeliaceae. Gene Ontology annotation, cellular component: TIM23 mitochondrial import inner membrane translocase complex.